GACAACCAAACAAAUAAAAGAGAACGUUGAUUUCUGAUAUUGGUCGUUGGUUUAAUGUGACGGGCUUCAUGCGGCCCGCGUGCCUUAGUUGCGAGGUACCAAAGUGCUGAAAGCGGGCGAUGUCUUGAAGGAGACAGUCAGUGGGUUUGCCGUCGGACGGGACAGAUUGGCUUGCGGAAGAGCCUGCUAUUUAUAUACCAGGGGGGAAGAACACUUCGAAGUUACAGACUGCCUUGUUUCCUUAAGACAAAACGUUACGAUUUUUAAGAAUGUAGCUCCUGGAUUUCGUAUUUUAUGAACCGAUUCGCGAACCUGUAAAGGGUACUUUAAACAUUUCAAGGCAUUCGACAGGAAAUAUCGUUACUUUUUAUUUGAGUGUUCAUAUGAAGGAGAUAUGUUCUUAAUAUCUGCGAGAUUUGGAUGAAACCAGCGAGACUGCACCAUGAACGAAAACAAUAACGAUGAAGCUCCAGUGAUCGCGCCCGGAACUGACAUUAAAAUCAACAAUGCUCUGGGCAGCAUUUCUCACAUACCACUCCCACAGUGGAAGGCAGCGGUGGAAACGAGACCUCCGAAUGACGAGCCGAAGUGGAAAUCAAAGUACGAAGAAACUGAGAAAAAGAGAAAAUCACUCCUCACGCAGACGCAGAAAAACCACCGAGAAUUUGCUGACCUGGAGCGGCGCUACCAGCAUCUGCACAACGACCACAAUUCCGUGAAGAAACAGCUCGCUGACAAAGACGCUAGGCUUGUGCAAUUACAGACAGUUUCAGAGAAGGUGUAUCGCGAGUACGAAGCGCUCAAGAACAAGCAUGAUGUGCAGGCGAGGGUCAUGCAGGAUGCCAUGAAGUCAGCGUCACAGUGGUACAUGCAGAAUCGUGAGCUGAAACGAAAGAGUUCGUUGCUUGCUCAGAAAUGCCUCAAAGAAGGAAAUGUAAGCGUAAUGGACGUCGCUGACGAAGCUGACACAGCGACAUCUGCAGAUGGAGAGUUGGACAAUCUUAUGAAAACUAUUAAAGAACUGACCGACGAGGUCGGACAGCUGCAGGCAGAGCUGAAUGGCACGAGACUGCAGGAAUUUGAAGCUCAAGAGCAUGCAACGAGUCUGGAAAGCGAACUGGAGGCAGAGAGGACUCGGCGGACGACGGCCGAGGCGGAGCUCCACGAGCUGAGAACGAUGAAGGACAAUCUUGGCCAUGUGUCGAGACUCGUGAAGAAUGAGAUGACUGCGCUUCGAGAGCUGUGUCAACACGAGAAGGAGGAGGCCCAGAGGGUGAAGUUCGAGGCUGACAAGGUGCAGAAGGAACACAACAUACUGAAGCAUCAGAGCGUGAUUCUGCUGACAGAUGUGGUGGGAGAUGAGAAGCUGAUGCUGCUGGUACAGGAAGUGGAAGUGCUGAAGAGAUCCCUAGAGGAUGAGCGGCAGAAACACGCACGAGAACUGCAGGAGCUGCAGGAGAAGCUGGAAGAGCAGGAGAGCGAAGCGCAGCUUGAACUUAUGGAGGAAAAGUUGCGUCUUGCCGAGUCGGAGCUGCAGUGUGCGCUGCAGCGAGCAGAACAGGCCGAGAAGCGAUCUUCGCGACUUGUCUCUAAAGUAAAUCAGCUACAAGAUGAACUACAGGCAAAGGCAUGUCCACCUCCACCACUGCCCCCUCCUCUUCCACCAUGUCCACCCCCUCCACCAGUAUCCUGCCCUAGAACCUUCGCUGUGUCUUUGAGACAGGGAAUUUGUACUUCCGCUACAGACGUGGGCUCAAGCGUGGAGACUGGGAACCCAGUGCUAGAGAUGGCCAACAUGCUGGGCAUCUCUCGCAAACCCUCGGCAGCUGCUGCGUUGCCUGGUGGUGCCAUUGAUGACAUCAUUAACCAAAUUAAGGGAGGCAAAUUCACGCUUAAAGCCACGGAGAAACAAAAGGAGGAAAAGAAGGAGGAACCACCAGCUGCAGUUCAAGAAAUGCUCAACAUACUGGGGACGUUGAAACGCCGACGACGUAACUCCCCACAGAAGUCGAGAUGGCCCGCGCCUGCAGAUGUCACUCUGUAAAUAAUUAUCAGUUAGCUGAUAACUUAUUUCUAUGAGUGUCAGAAGAGUUUCUAAAGUGGGCAUCGUAAUCGGCUGUGAAAAUUUUGUGAGAUCUGAUUUUCUGCACAAAAUAAUUUGUUUCUUAUUCAAAAGGCAGCAACAAAGAUUUUGUCUUGCCAGUUUUGUUUGAACUACGAAAUUUCAGGUUGAUUUCUUUGCUCCUUAUAUCUUAUAGUAGUUAUUGUGAUGGUAUUUGGUUUGAGAAUUUUUAUGCUUUGACAAGAAUAUGAAAAUUAUUAUUAUUACUGUAAUAUCAUUGAGUACUAUUAUGAAAAUUGGUCAUCCAGUGUCUGAUACACGUGUGCUAGCGAAGUGAAAAAGAUAGUCAGGGAAAUGUCUAACAAUUACAGGAAUUUAUGUUGUCGACUAUUAUGCUUUGAGAAAAUGUGUUUUUAAGUAACCCUAAAGCAGUGCUAAAAUGAAAGUUGUUAACACUUUGUAAACAUAAACAAAGAUUGUUAAGAAGCAUUAAGUCCUGUUUACUGAAGCUGGAAAAAUAUGUGUGGCAGAAACAUUGAAACUCUAGAAAGUUUUGAUGGCAUCAAACAUUUGUCAGUUUUGUUGUACGUUUUUUAUUUUAAUAAAUAAUUUUAAUUCCCAAGUCUGCCACAGCUGGCAAGUGACCAGUUGAAUACUGGAUUUGAAUUUAAGAUGAACAGACCUCGGAAUUAAGAACUCUGGACACCGUUACAUCAUCCGAAGGGUAGUGGCACAUUAAAAUAUUAAAGUUUUUAUU
Molecule: messenger RNA, 2819 nt
Organism: Zootermopsis nevadensis
Lineage: Eukaryota; Metazoa; Arthropoda; Insecta; Blattodea; Termopsidae
Product: shootin-1
Biological process (GO): positive regulation of neuron migration; neuron projection morphogenesis
Cellular component (GO): cytoplasm; axonal growth cone; cell leading edge
Source: RefSeq, a predicted model, not a curated record